AUGCAGCCUAAAAACGCCACGCAACGUCUUCUGAUUCAGAAGAUUCUGGUUCUUCUGGGUCCAUUCGUAGCUGUUCCGCUUUUGUUUUUUGGACCGGAAUACAGAUGUCUAUUUUCAAUAAUCUUCUUAUCAAUAUAUUGGAUUGGAGAAGCUUUCCCAAUCGGUAUCACAUCACUCUUCCCGUUGGCUCUUUAUCCAAUUCUUCAAAUCGUUCCAUCCAAACAGAUUAGUCCUGUUUAUUUCAAGGACUCAAUUGUAUUAUUUAUGUGCACUUUGAUCAUGGCGAUGGCAGUUGAAGCAACUGGAUUACAUCGAAGAAUUGCAUUAAAGCUUUUGACAAAAGUUGGAGCCAAGCAACCCAUAAUGCUUCUUGGCUUCAUGUGCAUCACUAGCUUCAUCUCCUUUUUUGUCUCUGACACAGCUUGCACUGCCCUGAUGUGUCCUACCGCAGUGGCUCUUCUGAUGAGUAUGUCAGAUGCGGUGCAUCAUUUGAAAGAAGGAGAUAACAAGAAGAAACCCGUGGCAGAUGAUGCUACUGUAGCUGAGAAAUUAAGAAUGGACGAUAUGAGUCCACAGGAUUCGGGAUUUUGUAAAGCGUUGAUUUUGGCAUGUGCACAUGCUUCGUUGAUCGGUGGAACGGCGAUUAUAACAUCGACAGGACCGAAUUUGGUUUUUCGGGAGAAUAUUAAUAAACGCUACCCAGAAGGCCAAGUCUCAAUGACCUACCUACAAUGGAUGGUCUUUGCCAUCCCACCAAUGUUUAUUUAUCUUUUGGCAUCUUAUGUAGUCUUAGUGUGCUACUUCAUGGGACCAUCCACUUUGGUCCGAUGGUUCGAGAAGCCAUCCAAAGAGGAGGCGCAUAUGAAAAAGGUAGUUGAAAAGAAUAUUCAGUCAAUGUAUGAAGAUUUGGGAGAUAUUUCAUGGGGAGAAAAAUCGGUCUUUACAUUUUUCGUUAUUCUAAUUGGCUCGUGGAUUUCUCGCGAUCCAGGAUUCACUUCCGGAUGGGGAGAUUUGCUUCCACAUCGGAAUUAUCUAUCAGAUAGUGUUUCUGGAAUCCUGAUAGCUUGUCUUCUUUUCGUUUGGCCUAAAAACCCAUUCGACCCCAUUGAUCCAACAGCUCCAAUUCUAAAAUGGAUCGAUAUGAAGAAUAAAUUCUCGUGGUCCUGCACCCUGUUGAUCGGAGCUGGAUAUGCGAUUUCAGAGGGAGUUGAUAAAUCCGGACUGUCGAAACUAAUUUCUUGUGAAAUGCGAAAGAUUUUUGUGGGUAUGAGCUCUCUUCCAUUGCAAUGUGAGUCAUUGAAUUUUAUGGUAUUUCCAAAAAAAUUAAUUUUAGUGACCGUAACCACGGCAAUUGUUAUCAUGACCGAGUUUGCCAGCAAUGUGUCAACUGGAAGUAUUUUUAUUCCAAUCGCUCUUGGAGUGGCCGAGUCCAUGGGAGUCCAUCCAUUGUAUCUGGCUCUUCCGACUACGGUAGCUUGCUCAUUUGCAUUCAUGCUUCCGAUUUCAACACCACCAAAUGCGAUUGUAUAUGAUACGAAAGUGAUUUCGAUGCUUGAAAUGAUAAUGUGUGGAUUUAUCCUCAAUGUUGCAUGUAUUAUAAUCACCUCAUUGAACAUGAAUACCUGGACUUAUUUCGUGUUCUCUCUCAACACUUUCCCCGAAAACAUAUCAAUUUCGAAUUCUUCAUAUCCAAUUUGUUAG
Messenger RNA from Caenorhabditis briggsae, 1701 nucleotides. It is a transcript of the gene Cbr-nac-2, whose product is annotated as Protein CBR-NAC-2. Gene Ontology annotation, biological process: citrate transport; monoatomic anion transmembrane transport. The record is from RefSeq and is a predicted model, not a curated record. Gene Ontology annotation, cellular component: membrane. Bases 1 to 1701 code for a protein of 566 amino acids. The transcript is spliced from 11 exons. Gene Ontology annotation, molecular function: succinate transmembrane transporter activity; citrate transmembrane transporter activity. NCBI's taxonomy places the organism in Eukaryota, Metazoa, Nematoda, Chromadorea, Rhabditida, Rhabditidae.